ACAGUGAUGCCUUUUAACGGCAAUGUUUUCCCCACCGAUGCACCGGCCUCACGCAUUUCCGCCGGUGGAUCUGGUGCUGGAACUGUAAGCGGAGGUGGAGAUGGCACUGAUUUCUCCAGACCGAACUCAGCCGCCCGUGCGCACCCCCAAUUGUUGGAUGAGGGAGCCGCACCAUUUGUGACCUGUCGCAAGCCGCGAAUGGAUCUCAACUCGCUGCCAGUGCGCCAGUAUCUCGACCAGACGGUGGCCCCCAUCCUGCUGAACGGACUUCAAGCUUUGGCCAAGGAUAGGCCCGAGGAUCCGGUCAGCUACCUGGCCGCCUAUCUGAUGAAGAACAAGAACCGCUGCGACGAGAUGAACCCAGAGUUCAUGUAAACCACACACUACACUAGUAUCUAUAGAAUUCACAGUAACAAGUACACAAACGCCGAUUGCCUCAGGCCCCCAACCGCACACAUAUUAUGUUGACAACAUUGACUUUUAAAUGCAACACAAUCCAACACAGCUGGAAGUUCCCAGUCUCCAGCCAAUCACACAUACAUAGUUUUAACCAAUGUUAAGUGUCUCCAAAGUGACGACCAUAAUUAUUUUAUUUGUCCACGACUGCUAUUCGCCGAUUUUAUAGAUCAUUGACUUUUACACAAUUUAUCGCUGAUUAAACAAUUGUUAAAACACUCA
Drosophila persimilis is the source of this 678-nucleotide messenger RNA. RefSeq lists its product as uncharacterized. Gene Ontology annotation, cellular component: Set1C/COMPASS complex. Bases 7 to 375 code for a protein of 122 amino acids. The transcript has a single exon. NCBI's taxonomy places the organism in Eukaryota, Metazoa, Arthropoda, Insecta, Diptera, Drosophilidae. The record is from RefSeq and is a predicted model, not a curated record.